AUGACCAAGGAACUGUGGGGACGUCUUGCGGCAGCGCAAGACAUUCCCUCCUUGCAUGGUUUACUCAGUGAACUUCCUAAUGAUGAUGUGCUACUGCUCGCUCAGAAAGCUUUCAAUGACGUCAUCGGAGCAAAUUUCACGGGCUGUAACGCUUCAACUUCUUCCUCGAUCCCAUCCUUUCUUGAACAAGAGCUAGCGCUGUUGAACUUCGAUGUCAAUGAACCAUAUACAAAAGCAAGGUUGCUUCCACAGCUUCUCUUCUCCAAAAUAGCAAUAGUGGAUCACAAAAAGCUAAGGGAGAAUUGCCCACGUGCUAAUUUACUUGCUUUCAGAAUCGUCUUGCUAUGGCAGAAAAUGCUCACGGAGCCAUCAACAGAACUGAAAGAUAUGAUGGAUGAAUUAGCAGGAACCGUGCAAGAUGGGCUACUAGAUGAUGAAGAGAAAGUUGUAUUUCGGCUGGAAAGAGCCAAUUCUCACCUCAUCUACUACGAGUACGAAAAGUGUGCUGAUUGUAUUCAGCAUACAUUGGAGUUGUCCAACCUCAAUAUGGAGCUAGCAGGAAAGCUUGGAAAACGCACGCGCUUCCAGCAACGUGAAAUUGCUCAGCUUGUGCUGAACACGAUAGCGUUGGCUGAAGGAGGAGAUGAUACUGUAGCAUUGUCGCCGCUGCAGCUGGCUGCCGUAUUGGCGUUAUACAGAUUGGAGAGAAGAAGUGAACACUGUGAUGAAUUGUUCAUGGAAAGGGCAGAUGCCUACUUAGAAGCAAUAAUUCGGCAACGACGCGGCUGGGCUGUACAGGCUGCUGCAUUGUUGGCACGAUGUGAGCUGGAGCGAACCAAGAAACGACGAGUAGAACGAGCUUGUGCGCAAUCUGAGUUAAUCUGUAAACUUAUGGAUGGUGUGGAUGAUGAGACUCCGAUUGGUGUGAAAGAGAGGCGCUGCGACCUUGUUCUAGCGUCUGGAUUGGAGCCAUUUUGGGGCGCUUACUCCAUUCAUGCUGAAACAUUGCAGUCUCUUGGAUGUACUUCUGAAGCUUUAUUAUUGUACGAGAAACUGGAAAUGUGGGACAACGUGAUCGAAUGUUUCAAGCAGCUGGGUCAACUGGAGAAGAUGUCCAACGAUCGAAAUGCUCGCGCAAGAAAAUCGCUGGGCAAUCUGAUGGUUCUUCGGAAGCAGUACGAGUCUGCAUACGAACAUCUACGAAGGAGUUUGGAGUUACAACCGAUACAGCUGGGUGUCUGGUUCAAUGCAGGAUACUGCGCAUGGAAAGUGGAACACUAUGCUGAUGCGGUCACCUGUUUUCACCGAUGUGUGAGCUUAGAGCCUGAGCAUUUCGAGGCCUGGAACAAUUUGUCGGCAGCUUAUAUCAAACUAGGGCAGAAAGAGAGAGCAAGGAAAAUUCUCCAGGAAGCCUUGAAGUUUAACUUUGAACAUCCAAAAGUUUGGGAGAAUUACCUACUUCUAUGCGUCGACACAGCCGAGUUUGAUCAGGCCAUCAAAGCGUUCCAUAGGUUGCUCGAUCUGAAUAAGCAGCAAAAGGAUGAUGAAGUCUUGGAGAUAAUGGCGUCGAACGUGUUGCGCAUGGUAAAAGAGGCAAAAGAUGAACAAUCCACAGUGCAAGCCGGCAAUUUGAAAUCAGAACUGGUCAAGCUAUUCGGACGGCUAAGUGCUGCAUGGAAGAGCUACGCUUCAUUAAAACGGCCAGCGGACGACAAUGUUGAAGAAGGAGAGAAGUAUGUGCAACUCCUAGAAAGAUCACUUUUGGCAGAUUCUAAUAAGCCUAACUGGAGCAAAGACGUUGAAUCGUGUUGUUCGGUGCUGAGAUCGGCAGUGGAGCUAGCUUCGGAACGUCUACGAUUUGCAGCCCUCAAAGGAGAAGAAGCCUUGAAACAGGCAAAAUCUCGCGUUCGGAUGUCGUUGAAGCCGCUGAUUACAAUAGCGAGGAGGGAGUACGGUAGCCAAAACAAGGAGAAUAUGAAUGAAAAGUGGGAAAGCGUUAACGAUUGCUUAGCUAAGGCGGAUAGUAUGUUGCAAGAAGUUUCUCUAUAG
Cooperia oncophora is the source of this 2049-nucleotide messenger RNA. The record is from the annotation of a GenBank genome assembly. NCBI's taxonomy places the organism in Eukaryota, Metazoa, Nematoda, Chromadorea, Rhabditida, Trichostrongylidae.